AUGAGAGCAAUGGUUUUGGACCUUGUCAAAGGAACAAUCCUAGCCUUUCUGGCCGGACUUGGCACUGCAGGGAACAUCUUUGUUUUUGUAAAUCAUAUACUCAUGCUUAGGGGUACUGAGAAGAAGGUUGUGCACCUUAUUCUCAUCCAUUUGGCCUUUGCAAAUAUCAUAAUGCUUCUGUCCAAGGGAAUGCCAAGGACGAUGGCAGAUGUUGGUGUGAGAAACUUUCUGGAUGACACCAGCUGUAAGAUCGUGUGCUACCUGGAGCGGGUGGCCCGGAGCCUCUCCAUCUGCACCAGCGGUCUCCUCACGGUGGUCCAGGCUGUCACUAUGAGUCCCAGAAGCUCUCGGUGGAGGAGGCUCCGGCCCAGGUCUGCAUGGUUGGUUCUUUCUUUGUUUCCCUUCCUGUGGAUAUUCAGUUUUUUGACAAACAUCAGUUUACUCCUUUACAUUACAAGUACUAGUGUGAACACAUCACAAAUGAGUGAGAGUGACUACUGUUAUUUUCGGCCCAAAAAUCAGAAGGUAAGAUGGAUCAUUCUCAGUAGCAUGGUCCUACGGGAUGCUGUGUUUCAGGGUCUCACGUGUGGGCCGAGCGCCUACUUGGUGCUUCUUCUCCGUAGGCACCACCAGCAUGUUCUCCACCUGCAGAGCUCCAAGUUCCUGUACAAAACUCCCACUGAGGUCAGAGCUGCCCGAAGUGUUCUCCUUCUGAUGCUCUGUUUCCUCUUCUUUUAUUGGGCAGAUUGUGUUUUUGCUCUACUUGUGAAUUCCUUCUUGAAGAGUAAUCCUAUGUUAAAUAUUCCAGAGUUUCUCACCCUUGGUUAUGCGAUUCUCAGCCCAUUUGUGCUGAUUCACAGAGAUGGACAUGUGGAGGACUGCUGGCCCUCUAGGUGGGAGAGCAGGACUUGCAGAAAAUAUUUAUUCCCUGCAUCCUUUAAAGUAAGUAAGUUUGAAAUAACGCUUACUUUCAUUGUGCUCUAUGUAGUAAAAACUCAAAUGAGAGUAGCUCACUUGAGACAAAAAUACAAGUGA
This is a messenger RNA of Cavia porcellus (domestic guinea pig), 1035 nucleotides long. It is a transcript of the gene Cavporv1r666, whose product is annotated as vomeronasal 1 receptor cavPorV1R666. Gene Ontology annotation, cellular component: membrane. Gene Ontology annotation, molecular function: pheromone receptor activity. The record is from RefSeq and is marked provisional. Gene Ontology annotation, biological process: G protein-coupled receptor signaling pathway. Lineage: Eukaryota; Metazoa; Chordata; Mammalia; Rodentia; Caviidae.